AUGCAGACCAACGCUGAAAUUUUAGACAUGAAGGAAAAUUGCGGCGCAAAGCAACACUUGAAAGGGAAGUACAAAGUUAGAAGAGCGACUAAAAGCAUAUAUAAGAACGACGUAAAUUAUUAUGAUAAACAUUACGCGAACAUGAAAGAAGCAAAAGAUGCACCGAGUAAUAAAACACAAGAAACGAACCACUCCUCAGAAGAUAAUUAUUACCAAAAUAAUAUGAACGGAAUGAAUAAUUAUGACUCUUCUUUGUUAGCGGAUAAAGAUAAUCAUGAUAAUUCUACAAACCAUGAAUACGACAUGGACACCUUGGACAAUGACACCUCAGGGAACAGAACAUAUAGCUAUGGAGUAGAUUCGUAUGACUGUGGCGUCACAGACAACGGCAACAAUAUGGUCAAUAUGAAUGGGACUGCAACGGAUUAUAGUACAUAUGUGAACCCCGAAAUGUAUUCUUACGGAGUAAGUAUGGGGAAUAGCUCCUUGGGGAAUAACCCCUUGGGGAACGUUGGCAUGGGCCAAAUGGGCAACACAAGUCAUACCGCCCUCGUCAAUGGAAUGCACACAAUGAACGGCAUGAACGGCGUGAACGGGAUGAACGGAAUGAACGGAAUGAACGGAAUGAACAACGCGGCGGAUUUUAUGGGUCACAUGGGCAUGGUCAAUGGGCUAAAUGGUAUGCUUACAGUGAACUGCAUGACUGGAGAAAAUGCGGCCAACCAGGGAGGCAAUUUUGGGGGCGCCCACACAACGCAUAACUUUGGCCAUAAUGAAAAUCCGAAUUUCAUGAACAGCCAUUUUUUAAGUAAAUCUAAAAUGUACAACAGCGGGCAAAGUAACCAUGUGGAUGAUGCAAAUGUCGAGGCGAGUCAUAUGGUGGCCAUGAAUCGACACAUAAAUAGUAACAGCGCGAAUUUUCAACCCUACGCGCCAAUGUAUUAUGAGGGUAAUGCUACUGGCCAGGGUGAUAGCAACAAUAGCAAUCCCUACAAUGAGAACGCAAAUUAUAUAGCAAAUUACCGAAGGAAUGAUAUAAGCAUGCAAGAUGGAUUCCAAAAUGAAUCGUUCAAAGAAAAUGAGCAAGAAAUUAUUAGUGACUCGAUGGAUGAUUAUUACGAGAAAGGCAAUGAGCACCAUGGGUAUGUGCGCCAAAGCCUGGAGUGCACUCCGAGGUCGAGCUGUGUACCGUAUAACGCCGCGUCAUAUGGCACCACCGAUGCGUGGGGAAAUAAUUGCAGCAACAGCGGCAGUAACAAUAGCGGCAGCAACAACAGCGGUAGUAAUAAAGUCAACAACAAUGGAAGGUGUAAGCGCGGCGCAAAUAACAACCACAGUAAUAUCAACCAUGCCGUGUCUUCUUAUACCGUGAAUAAUGGCGAUGAUGGAUAUAUGCACCCGAGCGGUGGAAGCUGUGCAUACGAUGUGGAUGCGAACAACGGGAUGUACGUGAACAGCAACAAUGCCAGCUUGUGUGACACGUAUGUGAAUGUUAUGAACGCCAUGGGCGGCAGUGUUGUAGGUGAAAACUUCAACGUUAGUCACUCCAAUGGUGCCGUCUUCAACAGCAGCAACUCAAGCAGUAAGCAUGUCGAAGGCGUGAACAAGGUAGGCGCGAAUGGCUGCGAAGGGAUGAACACCAACUCGACGGUCAGCCAUGAUACCACAUGCCCCAUCAACUAUGAAGAGGAUGAAAAUGAUGAGGACAAUGGUGCUCACGAGGAAGGCGUGAAGAGCGGCAACGACCCACGCGGAUUCAUGUGCGCGCCAGAGGAGGGCCAUGUACGCGUUAUGGGGACCACGUUGGACGCGGCGGAGAAUGACCACGUACAACACUCCCAUUCCAUGUUCAACACAAACAAGUACAAUGCAUUCAGUUACAACCAGUUCUCCAGAUUAGACAGUAGCUACAGUAGACGGAGCAGCACAACUAAUUCUAUGAACGUGUCGAGUAUGAACGAUUUCGAUAACUCCCCAUCAUGUUCUAAUGGCCACAAUACAGCCAUGCAGAAGCAGGGGCAGAAUAUGAAGCAGUUUGUUGAGAAUGGACAGAACCAAUACUUAGAACCCACCACCAAUGGGUACACUAACCUUAGACCUAACGCUAGUGGCAACAGGGAUAUAGCGGAUUGUAGAAUGAAUGGAAUGAAAAUGAAAAAUGACGAUGUCCCAAUGGAUAUGAAGGGAAAUGAUGACAUGGAGAUGAGUGGCAUAAGGGAUAGUCAAGUAGGUGCAAAUGGCCGAAUUGGCAACAGCACGAGUAGUAGUAGCGAAUUGGACCACUUGAAAAAUAAGCCUAGGAAGAAAUUCUCCACGCACAUGCCAAAUGAGGCAGGACGCGGAGGGGUUUUCAAAAAUGUCCGCUGCAGCACUGCACAGGUUAAAUACGGUGAUACGAAAAAAGGAAAUGGUGAUGACAUGGCCGAGUACAACCAAGAGGUAGAAUACAAUGUAAACGAAUCGUAUGAUGUUAGUCGGGACAACGACAUGAACCGUGAGGUCGACUCCAACCAUCAGGUGCAGAGCGCAGAAAGUUACUCAAACGUAUUAGUCGAUAAGGCGCAAAUGAGAAAUGGAGGUACUUACGAAACUGUGCCUAAUUUCAGUGGGGAUAAUGGGCAUGUGAUGUACAAGGUCGAACAAAAUGUUAAGUCGAACGGAGGAGGAGGGAUGCCCAAUUCUGCGGAUCACCUCAGAGCAGGAAGCUACCAAAAGUGUAAAAGCUACAUGAGGAAAACGAGCGACCUUGCUCAUAUGUAUGACCCUAAUGGGGAAAUGAAUAACUCCAGCAAUGGUGCCCCUUACUAUAUGAGCAACGCCACGUCGAAAUCUUCAUACUUCCUGUUGCCAAAUGGGAACCCGUCCAUUAAUGACCUUGGCAACGGGAUGAGUUACGAUGGGGGUAAUGGGGUGUCCACGGAGGAAGGCGUCCAUGCAACCGGUACAAACACAGCGACUGUUGGAACAUCGGCCGCUGCUGCAAAUGUAGCCCCCGCGAUGGACUAUAGAAACAACAUGGGCUAUUUCGAAAACGGUUAUGAUUAUGUGAACCCCCAGCCUGGAGCACAUAACAGUUACACCAACCAGUGGAUACACCCAAUGAAGGGUUACGCUUCUGAGCAAAAAAUGCAAGUACCUAUGAACCAGAACUCAGGUUACAGCAGCAUGAAUGGUGGCAAUUAUCUAAUGCCAAAUGGGAAUAGUCCUGUUAAAAAGUCCAUUAUUCGCGUCUACAGCAGUGUAUAUAACAUGAUGUUGUUGGCGAAAGGUAGGGGUGCUGACACUCGUACUAACGUCAACGGUGGUGUGAAUAACCUGAACAGGGGAAAUGAUUAUCCAGUGGAUACAACAUGUGAUAUGAACAGUAUGCGCAUGCAUAAUGGACAUUAUAAUAGUAACAACUUUAAUACCAUGGACCCACAAAAUACCUCAAAGGAUUUGAACACUUUGAAUAAUAUUAUGUGCAUGAAUGGCGAGACUGCCAUAAAUCAUAUGAACAUGUUAGUCAUACCUAAGAUUAAAGGAGUCCGUUUUGACAAAUCAGGGAGAAGAUGGGUAGCUAGCUGGAGUCAAAAUGGAAAUCAAAAGAGACAGUACUUUCCUAUUAAGAAAUUUGGCCAAACGCAAGCGAAAUAUAUGGCCAUUUUUGCCAGGAUAAGGGCUGUCAAGUAUAUGCAGAAGAAGCCACACGUGGGAGCAGAGAAUAAGAGAAGUGUGUGCAGGAAAAAUGUCAAGGAAAAAAUGAAGGCCGAAUCGAACGAUGACAAUAAUGACUAUUACGACGAGUGUAAUGAGGACGAUGUGGAUGGGGAUGGUGAUGCCGAUGUUGAUGGCGAUGCAGAUGGCGAUGCAGAUGGCGACGGCGCCUUCAACUAUGGAGUGCAAAGCUGUGCCGACGAAAACGAGGGAUUCUACAACCAACGUUUGACGAACGAAGCCCCAAACGAAUUAGGCGAUGAAUCUACGCUGAGAAACAACUACUGCGGGCAUCAGGAUACACCAUGUGGCCUGACGCAGAAUGGCAUGCCCAUUAACAACAACGAUGCCACACACGAUAUGGGGGGUUGUAAUUUUCAGACAUAUGCCCCUGUGAAUUCAUCCCCGAAAGGUACUAAUGGGGAGCAGGACGAAGCGACUGAUCCAGCGCUGCAAAGUAUGAAGACAAAAUAUGAACUGGAGGAGAACCCCCAAAUGAUGCCCUUUCAGAUGCAUGGCGGAGGAGGCACAAAUGUAAAUGAAGCGUCUUCUCACCAGAUGGCCGUUUCGGAGUGGGUGCACGGAUAUAAUCGACAUUUUGGAGCGUGCCCAGAAAAUGCUAUUUUGAAGGGAGAUGAUCGCGAGGAAGGGGAGCAGAAUUUGGUGGAGGGGGAAGAAAAUAACGCACAGGCUGAGAAUUGGCAAGACAGGAAUGGAGAUUCCCUCUUAAAUGGUGUCAACCAUGAUGACGAAAAUGCACAUGAGAUGUCUGGAACGGAGAAAAUGAACAAAUGUGAUGAGGAUGAUAAUGGGGCGGAAAACUGUAACGAUGCCGAGGGAGAAAUGGUUGACCAAGAACAUGCACAUCCCCACCUAGAGGACACGGAGGGACAAGGAACGAACAGCGAGGACGCGGAUGCAGACGGAGAAAUGCCCCACGGGGACGACUCCGAAACGGAUGGAGAACCCCCUAACGAAAUGAAGCAUGCAAUGAAGCAUGACCGUGUUGUAAAGACACAGCAACAGACGCACGGGAAGGAAAACCAGGUCAUUUUAAUGAACGUAAAUCUGAUUCAAAUGAAAGGAAUAGUCGACAUAGAAAAAGGAAAGGAACAAAGCAACCACGUAAAGGAAAAUUUGAAGAAUCUCAUUCUAAUGGUAGAAAGACUGAAAAGGAGAAAGCUUGAAAUAUGUAGAGACGAAAAUGGCCAAGUCGUGUUCAACCUAGGCAAAGAAAUCACAGAACAGUUCACCAACAACCUUGAUCAACUUAUUGAGCUAAACGAAAAUGAAACAAUGAUUCUGUUCACGCAUUUGAAGGAAUACUAUUUAUGUGAGGCGAAUUUAAACAGCCAUGGGAAAAAUGUGAACCUAGAAAUUCGUAAAAAUGAAAUAAAGGACCAUGCAAAUGAUGAACAGGGUAACCAUAAGGAACAGCUUCCAAUUGAAAAGACAGGCGAACCGUGCAGUGGUGAAAGUGCAUCCGAUGAUGGUAUGUCGAAUGGGAACAGAUUUAAAAGACAAAGAAGUGACGCAUGUGUAGACGUACUUACUAAUAUGCAAAAGUCAACCCAUGCCAUGAGGAUAGGAUGUUAUGACCAAUUGGACACAAAAGGUGCAUUGGGUGCACAAAGUUACGAAAUGGAAGGCUAUGGGAAUUGUGGUGCAGACGUGGAAUUGACGAACGAAGAAACAUACGAGCAGACAAGUGAGGGCACGUACGAGCAGACCGAUGCGUCCACGCUCAUGGAGAAUGGGUCUCUUAAUGACAUGAGCAGAUACAAUGGUAGUAAUGAAAACACGUGCUUUGGUGCAGAUGUGGAUGGGGAAAUCUCUGCCGGGGUGGCUGAGUCCUUGGGGGAUGAUGAUGGUGAUGGUUCUACUGGUCGAAGUGCUAACCAGCUGGUCUCGGGCAUCUCAGACGAAGUGAGCAAAAGUGGAGAGGACACAGAUUGGAGCAGUGAUGAUGUCCCGGGCAGCAGAUGUAGUAGCGACACAGAUGAGCAAGCCGGGCUGGAGGAUCCAAGCUAUUUGAGGAAUCAUAUGAUCGCGUCGCAAAAACUAUGA
Molecule: messenger RNA, 5763 nt
Organism: Plasmodium fragile
Lineage: Eukaryota; Apicomplexa; Aconoidasida; Haemosporida; Plasmodiidae
Exons: 1
Coding region: 1-5763 (1920 amino acids)
Biological process (GO): regulation of DNA-templated transcription
Molecular function (GO): DNA-binding transcription factor activity
Source: RefSeq, a predicted model, not a curated record